AAAUAUCAUACCACUUUGUGAUUCGAACUAAAUCAGCUACAUCGGAGCAAAUUAAACGAUUAAUUGAAAGAAAAAAAAAAACAUUAAUUUUUCUCUUUUUCAAGCAAAAUGAAUGUCGUGCCGAGCGGUAAGUGUAUCAUUUUGGUUUUGAUACUUGAAAUUCUGAGCGUACAUGGACUACCGCCGAAGUUUUUGAAUAUUGCCGUUAUCGGAGCUGGACCAUCAGGGUUGGCUAGUGCGAAAAAUUCUCUCGAACAAGGACAUAAUGUGGUGGUUUACGAAAAAGGUGAGGCGCUUGGCGGAACAUGGUGGUACACAGAUAAAACCGGAAAAGAUGAGUAUGGUGUUGAUAUUCACAGUGCCAUGUACCAAGGGCUAAGAAUAGAUAUACCUCACCAAAAUAUGCAACUUUCAGUAGACCAUAAAUUUCCAAAUAAUACUCGAUCAUAUCCAUCAUAUGAGGAUGUAUGGAAGUACUUGAACUCUUACGCUGAUCGCUUCGAUGUGAAGAGACAUAUUAAAUUCCAUCAUUUGGUUGACAAAGUUCGUUUGAUUGAAAACAACAAAUGGAAUAUAACCGUCAAAAAUUUACCCAAAAACAAAACUGAGUCUUUGACUUUUGAUGUUGUUUUUAUUUGCAUCAAUCAAUAUUCUUCUCCAAAUUAUCCAGAAUUUGAAGGCGCUAACGAAUUUAAGGGCAAAAUCAUACAUAGCCAUGAUUAUCGUAGAGCUGAAGACUUUCGCGGAGCUGAUGUUCUGGUUGUAGGCGGUGGACCGAGUGGAAGAGAUCUUAUACUUCAACUUUCGAAGGUUGCCAAUCGAAUAACGUGGAGUAGACGAACAUACAGCGAAACGGGAGAAAUGCGAAAAAAAUAUGGGGACAAUGUUACAUUUAAAAAAAAUUUGAAGCGUUUUACAUCAAACGGAGCUGACUUUAUGGAUGACACGCAUCAAAAUUUCACAGCAGUUAUAUAUGGGACAGGUUAUAAAUAUCGGUAUCCAUUCUUGGAUGAUGACUCUGGUAUUCAUGUUGAUAAUAAUAAGAAAUACGUGCAACCAUUGUAUAAACAAAUCAUAAAUAUAGAACACCCCUCUAUGGCGUUUAUUGGAAUACCUUAUAAUCCGCUGCUUUUAGCGCUGGAUUUACAGGCACGUUUUGCCCUUAAAUUCUUUUCUGGUGCCAAGGAACUACCAUCUAAGUCAGAAAUGCUGAAAGAUAUGCAAGACUAUGCGAACAGUCAACAGAAGAAGGGAGCUCAGCUUAAUUUUAUAUUAUUCAAUGAUUACAAGGAGUAUUUUGAGAGCGUGGCUAGAGCUGCAGAUGUUGAAAAAAUAUUGGAUGUAUACAUAAGCAUGGUAAUGGAUGCAGCCAAGGCAAUUCACGCUGAUCCUUUAGGAUUUCGUGAAUAUAAAUAUACUAUAAUUGACGAUGAAACAUUUAUAAAGGAAAGAGAAGUCUAAUACGAUUCCAUAAAAAAAGGAUAAAAAGGGUUUUUAUAGAAAUUUUGCCCGCCAAAUUGUCCUCUGUUAAAAAAUAAGCAAUGAAAGUAAAUAAAUAAAUUAUAAUAAAAAUGG
Contarinia nasturtii (swede midge) is the source of this 1575-nucleotide messenger RNA. Its product is annotated as senecionine N-oxygenase-like. The record is from RefSeq and is a predicted model, not a curated record. The coding region runs from base 109 to 1461 and encodes 450 amino acids. The transcript is spliced from 7 exons. Gene Ontology annotation, molecular function: N,N-dimethylaniline monooxygenase activity; NADP binding; flavin adenine dinucleotide binding. NCBI's taxonomy places the organism in Eukaryota, Metazoa, Arthropoda, Insecta, Diptera, Cecidomyiidae.